AGUUCCGUUUCAGAAUAUUUGAGAUAUCUUUAUCUAUGAUGAAUUCAAUAUUUCAUUUUACCCUGUUAUGCUUUUGGUUGCUUUCUUUGACAAUGGCAUCAAAUACAAUCCUUCAAAACUUAUUUAAACGGAUACCUUUCGACAAAUGCCUUGCGUCGAAAGACCCAGCUUAUCCAAGUCAGUCAGCAAGCAGCAGGAUCCAAUGUAGUGCACUUUGCGCCAGAAAGAAUUUCUGCAGAUAUUUUACAUACGAAAGAAGCAAUUCAAAAUGUUCUUUGCUCCAUUCCUGGAAUGAUAUUCUUGGUCUUCAAUCUUUGGAUGAUUCCCAAACUUAUUAUUCUGUUGAUGAAGGUAACAUCUGGAACAUGAUUUACUUUGUAAAAAGCGGUGUGGAUGUCAACGUAAGUGCAACUUAUUCUGAAGGUGGAAUAUCUGGUUGUCAGUCUCCAGUUGUUGUGACAAAGGAGAAAAUGGUAUCAGAAACCACAGAAGAAAACGAUAAAUGUUUGAACUACUAUAGAAGCAACCUGAUUGACAUUUGGAACAACCUGCCUAUUGCGAAGGUAAAACUGGUUAUAAAGAAAGAUUCAGAAGUGGCUGUGUCAUUAGUAUUUGAUGGACGUGGUUCAACAAAGGAGUCCUGGUUUGAUGUCAGUAAAAUCCUUGAGUGUCCAUGGCCUUUUGAGGCUAACACCACACAUCUCCAUGUUGCUAUGAAUAUGUAUGUUCCAUACUUAAUUUUUGUCUCUUAA
This is a messenger RNA of Octopus sinensis (East Asian common octopus), 752 nucleotides long. RefSeq lists its product as uncharacterized. The coding region runs from base 36 to 752 and encodes 238 amino acids. The record is from RefSeq and is a predicted model, not a curated record. NCBI's taxonomy places the organism in Eukaryota, Metazoa, Mollusca, Cephalopoda, Octopoda, Octopodidae. The transcript is spliced from 4 exons.